Drosophila serrata is the source of this 4424-nucleotide messenger RNA. RefSeq names its product G-protein coupled receptor DopEcR (gene DopEcR). Lineage: Eukaryota; Metazoa; Arthropoda; Insecta; Diptera; Drosophilidae. Gene Ontology annotation, biological process: cellular response to hormone stimulus; G protein-coupled receptor signaling pathway. The record is from RefSeq and is a predicted model, not a curated record. Gene Ontology annotation, molecular function: peptide binding; G protein-coupled receptor activity. Gene Ontology annotation, cellular component: plasma membrane.
CACACUCAGACUUUAACACACAACACAAGCACACACACCCACGGCAAACACAAUUUUCCGCUGGCCAAAUAAACUAAAGAAGAAAGGAAAAAAUAAAAGUUUGUUCAGCCCCCGUUUUUCUUUGCUGUUGUUUGUUUGGCUUUGUCCCACAAACAAUUUAAAAAAAAGGAAAAUGGAGCGAAAUCAAUUAAACCGUGCAAAUUACCAGCGAGACUCUAAUUGAAAAAUCAAGGCACACACCUGCGCACAUGUGUUUGUGAGAGGUCCUGUGCGUGUAUCCGUGUAUCCGUGUGUCUCUGUAUGCGUGUUGAAGGCUAAGCAGAAGCAGCAGCAGCAGCCGCGGAAAAGCCAACAAGUAAAAGCGAGCUCCGAGAGUUGCAUGUGUCCCGGAAAAUUGGAAAAGCGACGCGUCGCCAGCACGUCCAAAGGGACAGACAGACAGACAAGCAAAGUGAUAAAGACAAAGUGUUCAAGACAAAAUGUAAUAAAUAUUAUUAAAUGUAUACAACAGUAAAAACCCAAUAAAUAAUUAACUUAAAUAACUUAACGCUAAACUGGAGCUCGGAGCAAUGUCAAGGGAAAGGACACGCAAGGAUGUCCCGUCUAAGAUGCGCACAAUUAGCUUAAAACGACAGCGGGAAAACUUGGAAAACUAAGGGCAAUGCACAGAAGGAAUCAGCAGGAGCAGGAGCAGCAGCAAGGACAGCCAGAAUUUACAAGCUAAAGGAUAAUCACAAUCACCAAGCAGCGAACACAAAAAACCCAACACCAACAAACCGAACUAUUGACGAAAUAUAUUUUAAACUUAACUGUAGCACAUCGGAAGCCUUACAAACAAGAACAACAAAACCAUUUGUGCUGUGCUUUUAUUAUAGUAAAGAAAAAUAUAAACAAACACGAUAGAAACACCAAGAACAACCGUGAACGAACCCGAGAGAACCGCGUAAUUAUUACAAAUUAAAAACUAAUAAUAAUAAUAAUCAUUAUUCUUCCACUUGAGAGUUUGAAAUGCGUACAUUUUUAAAUCGAUAUUUAAACUAGUAGCAAAUUAUUAUUAACAGAAAACGAAGAUAUAUAUUAUACCAAAUAACCGUUUAACGUUCAUUACAAGUUUAGCGAAAAAGAGCGUUGUGAAUUUAACUAGAAACAGUCGAAGGCGAAACGGUUUACGAUCCUCUCUCUCUCUCUCAACUUUGAGCAAAUUGUACGCAAUUAGUAGCAUUUUAAACGUAAGAUUUUAAUCCGAACAAAAUUUUUAAACGAGCUUCAAACCCAGAGACACACACACAAGCGAAAACACACGAGGAAAAGUAAUAGGAAAAACCCCGAAUACAGAAAACACACACGGCAGGACCUUAUCCUUAACCUUAACCACGGCGCCAGGAGUGUGUGUAACAAUCAAAUGCUUGGCGCAGCGCCAGAAAGUAGGCAGCACCGCGAACAGCCCGAAAAGUAGGCAGUAGAAAAUUUAUACAAAUUUGGCGCCAGGCGAAAAAAAAGCACAGAGAGCACACAGCGCCAAGGACUCCGACGACCUUCGCGUGUGCAGGCGCCGUUGCACAAUAAAGGACGCCACUCACUCACACACACACACAUACCAACGAGCGCUCGCGUCACCCAGACGGGAACACACAUACACCUAGAGGCCGACACCGACCGAGACACACUGAGGAAACACAUACAAACACAAACAUAGGACACACACAGGACAAUUGCAUGGGCAGCCGCCAUGACCGGAAGUAAAGUACGGUCACGUCCACGUCCACUGGCCUUUGCAUAACAAUCAGCCCGCGAAGGAGCACCCCGCUCAAAACGGAACGAAAGGGGCGAGAAAGGAUACGCCAAAGGAGCAGGUGAUAUAGCAGAAGGCCAUCAGGAUACAUUAGGAGAGGGGAAUAUAGCCCCCAUUCGGCACAGGAGCGCCACUUUCACACGCCCACCGGCCCGCAAAAAUGCAGGAAAUGAGCUACCUGCAGGAUAAUUCCAAGCUGGAGGCCCUCACCAAGGCGGUGCUCAUAUCCAUACUGGGCGUGGCCAUUGUCCUGUCCAACCUCCUCAUCAUCGCCACCUAUGCCAACUUCAAGGGCCCCACAGAGGUGAUCAAUUACUACCUGUUGUCACUGGCCAUUGCCGAUCUGCUCUGCGGACUUCUGGUGGUGCCCUUCUCCGUGUAUCCCGCCCUCACCGGAGAAUGGAUGUACGGCGAUAUUGUGUGCCGAUUCACCGGUUACCUGGAGGUCACUCUGUGGGCGGUGUCCGUCUACACCUUCAUGUGGAUCUCGGUGGAUCGGUAUUUAGCAGUGCGUAAGCCUCUUCGCUAUGAAACGGUGCAGACGAAGACGCGCUGCCAGUGCUGGAUGGUGUUCACCUGGAUAUCGGCGGCCCUGCUGUGCUGCCCCCCAAUUUUGGGCUACUCGAAACCGAUCGAGAAUAAUGUGACGCACAUCUGCAUGCUGGACUGGGGGAAUAUGGCGGCCUAUACGGUCACGUUGGCGAUAUUAGUCUUAGGUCCCAGCCUCAUUUCGAUCGUACACAACUACGGCUACAUCUUUGUUAUGAUGCGUAAGAUUAGGUCCGGCGAGCCAAUUCACGAUAAAGAAUAUGCAACUGCUCUGGCUGAAAAUUUAUCGAACCCUAGUCAUAUGAUGUCAUUCGCAUUAGUCUUUGCAUUCUGGGUGUCCUGGCUGCCAUGGAUCUCGUUGCGUCUGUAUGAGGUGGUCACGGGCGACGUUAUCCAAAGUACUCUUAUCAAUUUCGCCGUCGUCUGGAUCGGCAUAUUGAAUUCGUUUUGGAAAAUUCUGAUCAUGACCAGUAUGUCGCCGCAAUUCCGUAUCGCUUUGAGAGUAUUUUGCUUAACCAUUUGUUGUAAGACUAAGGGCCGUUUGCAAGCAGAGCUAAUCGGGUUGGACCCAGAUGACUAGAGUUAGAUUUAGAUUUUCAUUAUCCCCAAUUAAAUGAUUGCCCUCCUAUCCACAAUCCUUCCUAGUCCUAGUCCUAGUCCUAGUCCUUCCUAUUGCAAACCGUAAUCCGAAAUCCGCAAUCCGCAAUCCGUAAUCCGCAAGAUCCCGCAAAAGUAAUAAAAUUGGUUGUAAUUGCAUUGAGCCAUUUCCCAGACUCUCUCUCUUUGCCAUAUAGUUGCAUAUUUACGGCCCGGUUGGCGCUACGCACCACCACAAACCACUAAAAAACGCAGAAACUCAACAAAAACAAAUUAAAAUAUACAUAUAUAACUUGCAAUGUUAUAUUAAUCAUACAGCAACCACACAGAGACACCACACAGCCACUCAGAAACACACUCACACGCCGAAAGACAUAUUCAUAUUUCUAGACUAAUAAGCUAAGCUAAGAGUUUUUAGCGCAUCCGAUUAUGAUUGAUUGAUUGCAUUGAUUGACGAUUAUUAUUGUGUAUUUAUGAGCUUACCACGUAUAUAUAAAUACUUUUACUUAAAUAUAGCUAUAACUUGUACGCAUAAUUCUGAUCGUAGACAAGAGACAAUUCACAGCAAAUCCGACAGCCGAUAGAUGCAGCUGCAUUUCCGUUUCCGGUUAUACAAAAAUGAAAUCAUAUAUGCUAUUUAAACUAAACCUAGAAACUUGACAACUUGUUAGCAUGACAACUUAAAAGUAUAAACCUUUUUCAAAGUCCAUAUUAAGUAGCAUUUAGAAUUUUACAAAACAAAUCGCGUGUAGAGUUUAUUAAACAAUUUGCCAAACUUGACGACGGGCCGGAAAUCGGAAAUGGGAAAUCGCUAUUCAAAAUUCAAAAACUUCAAUCUUCGCACGCUUCGCGACUUUCGAACGGAGAAGAUCCUAAGAUCCUAGAAAUAAAAUAUAACCAAAGCGAUCAAACCGAAAACAAAUAACAUUUCCAGUAGUUCUUAACCAUAAAUAAUAAGAAUUAAUUAACUUGGGCGGGCAAUGGAGUGGCGGAACCCAUAAUCUAGGCUAGUGUCAAGUUUCAAGAUCGUGCUUAAAACGGUUGCAAUAGGGCGUAUUUGGCCGCGCACCUGAACGCCUCCAUCUGGCCGGGUUCCCAACAGACUGUUGCAAUUUUGCCUAGUUCCCUUAGUGGGUCGAAUUCAGUUUCCCAGGCUCAGCCAGCGGGGUGUCCAGGUGCCUGGAUAAAGACAUUGUUAAUAUCCUAACCGCCAAAUACGAAAGAAAAUUGUGACGAGAGUAUGUUAAAUCGAAAUGCCGAUAACGAAACAUUGUGUAUAUUUUGUUGUUGUACAUUAUUUCAUUGACGCGAUCUUUUGUACAUUUUAGUUAUAGUUUAAAAUGUUAAUUUACACACCAAAGCAAAAUGUUAUUGAUUUGUAAGUGUAAGGAAAUUGUUAGAGCCGUACAAGCAGCUGGAAAGGGCGUUCGGCGAAAAUAUAAACCAAUGAGCGCAGUAAAUAAAUGCAAAAGAUGAUGAAUACAAA